Molecule: messenger RNA, 3018 nt
Organism: Gavia stellata (red-throated loon)
Lineage: Eukaryota; Metazoa; Chordata; Aves; Gaviiformes; Gaviidae
Molecular function (GO): nucleic acid binding; RNA-DNA hybrid ribonuclease activity
Source: RefSeq, a predicted model, not a curated record
AUGAGCAAAACAAUUGCCAAUGCUACAGUGGCUGCCUUACGCACCACAGGGGGCCAGGUACCCCCUCGCAACCCAUCAAGAAACAACACUGUUGGAGGGAGAGGGGGCCACGAGAAGCGGUGUGAGUGCCCCACCUGGGGGAAAUCAACCCCUCCUGAAAGAUCAGUGUGUUUACUGCAAGCAAGUGGGGCAUUGGAAAAGGGAUUGCCCGAGGCUGGGCAACCUGGUGAUGGACCAACUGGACAGGUUGAGAAGGCGUUCUUUCUGAAACCAUUAAAAUUCAAAAUUGGGAAAAGUGUAGGGAUUCAUAAAUUCCUCUACCUGCCUGAGGCUCCUAAACCACUUUUGGGAAGGGACUUAUUAGAACAACUGAAUGCCGAAAUAAGAUUUAGAAAUGGAGAGAUUGAAUUUAAAAUACCAGAAGAAAACCACAUUGAAAUUUUAAGUUUGGCUCUUACUGAACCCCAAAUUAGGGAAGAAAGAAUUCCACAAGAAAUAAAAGACCAGGUAUACCCAGGAGUAUGGGCCUCAGGGAUACCUGGAAAGGCUAAAAAUGCAGAAUUGGUUGUUGUUAAACUCAAAGAGGGAGCACGACCUGUUAGGGUAAAGCAGUAUCCUCUGAAAUUGGAAGACAGGCGAGGAGUGAAAAGCAUUAUAGAAGAGUUUAUAAAAUUUGGAUUAUUAAUUGAAUGUUCUUCAGAAUAUAACACUCCUAUUCUACCUGUCAAAAAGCCUGAUGGCAAAACCUAUCGAUUAGUACAAGACCUGAGGGCAAUAAAUAAGAUAGUGGAAGAUUUACACCCGGUAGUGGCAAACCCAUACACCUUAUUGACUAAUUUAAAGGAAACCUAUGAAUGGUUCACAGUAUUAGAUCUGAAAGAUGCAUUCUUUUGCCUCACCUUGGCCCCUGAAAGCCGCAAUUUAUUUGCCUUUGAAUGGGAAAACCCUGAUUCAGGACGAAAAACCCAACUAACCUGGACAGUGCUACCUCAAGGAUUUAAAAACAGCCCCACAAUCUUUGGAAAUCAAUUAGCUAAAGAAUUAGAGGCCUGGGAAAGACCUCGGGGAAAUGGGAAUUUUUUGCAAUAUGUGGAUGAUAUCUUGAUAGCCACAGAAACGAAUGCAGAAUGUAAAGAAUGGACUGUGAGUUUGUUGAAUUUUCUUGGACUAAGUGGUUACCGAGUCUCAUUACAGAAAGCCCAGAUCCUGAAAAAAGAAGUAAUAUACCUGGGAUUUGUGAUUUCCAAGGGACAGAGACAGCUCGGAAAAGACCGAAAAGAAGCUAUUUGCAGGACUCCAGAACCAACCACGGUAAAAGAGCUUCGAACCUUUUUGGGAAUGACAGGUUGGUGCCGAUUAUGGAUUUAUAAUUAUGGACUUAUGGUGAAACCAUUAUACGAACUACUGGAAAACAGCCAGACACAAUUAGUAUGGACUGACGAAGCUAGAAGGGCUUUUAAAAAACUGAAAUUGGAACUAAUGAGGGCUCCAGCUUUGGGCCUGCCUGAUAUAACAAAGCCCUUCUGGCUGUUUUCAUAUGAAAGGCAAGGAGUGGCUUUGGGGAUUCUGGCUCAGAAGCUGGGUCCUUAUAAACGAGCAGUAGCUUACUUUUCGAAACAAUUGGAUGAAGUUAGUAAAGGAUGGCCAGGAUGCCUUCGAGCAGUAGCUGCUGUUGUGUUGAUUAUUCAAGAAGCCCGAAAGUUUACUCUGGGGCAAAAGAUGGUUGUGUAUACUUCUCAUGCUGUGACUUCUGUCUUGGAACAAAAAGGGGGACACUGGCUCUCGCCAUCAAGAUUUUUGAAAUAUCAAGCAGUAUUGAUGGAACAAGAUGAUGUGGAAAUUACUACAUCUACUGUCAUUAACCCUGCUUCUUUUCUAAGCGAUAAGCAGGAGAUGGAAACUGUUGUGCAUGACUGCAUAGAGACCAUUGAGGCCGUGUAUGCAAGCAGGCCUGACUUGAAGGAGGAGCCGCUGGAGGAAGCUGAACACACUUGGUAUACCGAUGGGAGUAGUUUUGUAAAGGAUGGAGCUCGGAUGGCGGGGUAUGCUGUGACCACCACAAACCAAGUGGUGGAAGCAAAGUCACUCCCUAAGGGUACAUCUGCACAACGAGCUGAAAUAAUUGCUUUGGUGAGAGCAUUAGAGCUUGCUGAAGGACUACGAGUGAAUAUCUGGACAGAUUCAAAGUAUGCUUUUGGUGUCGUUCAUGCCCAUGGAGCUAUUUGGAAGGAACGGGGACUUCUGACGGCCCAAGGAAAACAUAUUAAGCAUGCUGACAUGAUCCUAAGACUUUUGGAUGCGGUACAGUUGCCCUCGGCGGUUGCAAUUAUGCAUUGCAAAGGGCACCAAAAGGGUAACACUGCUCAGGAAGUGGGGAAUAAAUUGGCAGAUUAUGAGGCAAAAAGAGCGGCCGAACAAGGUGAGGUAUUAAGUUUGGUUCCUGAAAGAGCUUUGCCACUACCAGACUUGGUCGAUUAUGAUGAAAAGGAUCUUAGAUUAAUUAAAGAUUUGGAAGCAGAAGCUGAAUCAUCAGGUUGGGCGAAAUUAAAAGAUACUAGAAUAAUAGUUCCCUUUAGAAUAUUAUGGAAACUGGUGAAAACAGAACAUGACAAGACCCAUUGGGGAACUGAGGCUUUGUAUAAUUCCCUUAUCCACUAUUCGAGAAUUAAGAAAGCACCCGGUGGAACAUGGAAAUCCCAACCCAUAGGACCCACGUUCUGUAAGACUGAUCCAAAACAAAUAUUAAUGUAUGAUAUGUGGUGUGCAGGAAAAUUGAUAUUCUAUAAUGUAACCGACCCAGAAAUAAUGUGUAAAUUUUUAAUUCUGCCAACACUCUUUUCGAGUCAAGAGAAUGUAGAAUAUUGGUUACUGGGAUUCCGAGGGAAGUAUAUUGGGAAUAGUAAUAAAACAUACGAUUUAGAUCUUUGCGAGACCACCCCUGACGGCCUUUUGUGUGGACAACAAUCCCAAUUAUAUGAACCCUGCUUGUUAGAACAUUCUGUUAAUAGUUGUAAAUAG